CUCAGUACAUGAGUUAUCAUAUUCCUAUCAGGUUGUCAUAAAAGAAGAAAUGUACUCAAAUACCUGAUAAAAGCAGUGCUUGCCAAGAAUCUCACCUAUGGUCGCCUUGUCAGCCCGCACAAGUCUUCUUGUUGGCAAACAUCCUGGGCAUUGCGAAUAUAUGUCGCUUAGGAUCCAAAAGGAUAUAAACAUAAUUGUGUUGUUAUAGUGUCAACCACCUAUACCAUUCCAUCGUGUCUAUAAUUGGAAUUCUCCAGUCCUCAACUUCUAUUUUUCUAAGAAAGAAAAGCACUUCUGCGAAUGGUACCUACGCUUCCUCAGAUCGCAAGUCUUGCUCGGGUGCAUCGCGUGAAAAAUGUCUUCUUGCGAUUUGUAUAAUGAUUUUGUCGUCGUUUCGUUUUCAGAGUUAGUCAACUCUACAUAUUCGUCCAACGAAGCUAAUUCUUCUGGAAAGGAACAUCCGCGCCGAAUCCAUGGUUAAGAUCAUUGUUGGUGACGAACGGAAAAUCUGGUGGUUGAACGAAGAUCUCCUGUGUGCUCAUUCGAUCGUAUUUAAGCGCGCCUUCCAAGGGAAGUUCCUGGAGUUCAAAGAGAAAGUAAUAGUACUCGAAGAAGAAUCACCAAAACCUUUCCAUCACCUCGUUGGACGGGUUUCGGUUCUCCAGCAUCAUAAAUCACAUGACGACCUCAUUUAUUCCUGUCUUCGUCUCGAAGAAUGGGCCGCUCUAGUCAAGCUAUCGCAGAUGUCUAUGAUGGAUUAUCUGAUGCAGGCUGCCAUAGAUCGGUACAAUAAAUGCAAAACUCCACAUGAUUGGCCAGAAGAUAUCAUGCCAUGCACUGAUGUCGAAGAAGUCAAAUACAUCUGCGAUCAUAUCUCGACUUCGACUUUGAGGUUAGGCAUUGUUCACGGUCUUGCUGCAACUUUUUUGAAAAGGAAAAUGCACGAAGACAUGUUUGAGCUUUGGUAUUUGUCCAUGAGUUGCUAUCCUGAUCUGAUCCACGAUGUACUCUACGAGGUAAAAAUGCGUUUGGAGGAACCUAAAGCUAGCAGCAUAAAGGAGGAUUUCGUGAAUUUGGAGCGCACCGAGGCUUAUGAUAGUCCUUUUCUCGUGGAGUAAUGAUAGUUAGAUAGCUGAAAUUGUGUUCUAGUAUGUGUUUCGCGCGAACAUAACUUUUGUUCACAUCAUCUCGAUCGCUGCUGUACCCAACUUCUAGCAGUAUUCCAUCACAAGUAAA
Molecule: messenger RNA, 1236 nt
Organism: Sclerotinia trifoliorum
Lineage: Eukaryota; Fungi; Ascomycota; Leotiomycetes; Helotiales; Sclerotiniaceae
Source: the annotation of a GenBank genome assembly